Mesoplodon densirostris (Blainville's beaked whale) is the source of this 3530-nucleotide messenger RNA. RefSeq names its product zinc finger protein 160-like. Gene Ontology annotation, molecular function: DNA-binding transcription repressor activity, RNA polymerase II-specific; RNA polymerase II cis-regulatory region sequence-specific DNA binding; DNA-binding transcription activator activity, RNA polymerase II-specific. The record is from RefSeq and is a predicted model, not a curated record. The transcript is spliced from 4 exons. Gene Ontology annotation, biological process: negative regulation of transcription by RNA polymerase II. Gene Ontology annotation, cellular component: nucleus. Lineage: Eukaryota; Metazoa; Chordata; Mammalia; Artiodactyla; Ziphiidae. The coding region runs from base 665 to 2302 and encodes 545 amino acids.
UAUUUGCACUUCAUUUAGUUGUUUUUCUGGGGUUUUAUCUUGUUCCUUCAUCUGGUUCAUAGCCCUCUGCCUUUUCAUCUUGUCUGUCUUUCUGUGAAUGUGGUUUUUGUUCCACAGGCUACAGGAUUGUAGUUCUUCUUGCUUCUGCUGGCUGCCCUCUGGUGGAUGCACUAUCUGAGAGGCUUGUGCACGUUUCCUGAUGGGAGGGACUGGUGGUGGGUAGAGCUGGUUGUUGCUCUGGUGGGCAGAGCUCAGUAAAACUUUAAUCCGCUUGUCUGUUGAUGGGUGGGGCUGGGUCCCCUCCCUGUUGGUUGUUUGGCCUGAGGUGACCCAACGCUGGAGCCUACCCAGGCUCUUUGGUGGGGCUAAUGGCGGACUCUGGGAGCGCUCACGCCAAGGAGUACUUCCCAGAACUUCUGCUGCCAGUGUCCUUGUCCUCACGGUGAGACAGAGCCACCCCCCUCCUCUGCAGGAGACCCUCCAACACUAGCAGUGUCUUCCUGUCGAUGAUUGUCCAGCAGUUAGUUGUGAUUCCAGUGUUCUCGCAAGAGGGCGUGGAUUUCUGCAUUUUAACUGUUCCCUGUUCAGAAGGAGGCAAGCAGUGGCCCUGUUCCAUCAAGGCAAGCCAAGGGACCAGUUUUGGCAAAUAAGUUAUAUCUCUUACAUGCAUGUGAUCAAGAUAUUACAACUGAAAGCAAAUACUGAUAGAGGAGAAGUAUUCCAAACAGUGAUGUCAGAAAGACAUGAAAGGAAUGAAAUGAAACAUUUUUACCUCAGCGAUGUUCAAGAAAAUAUGUAUGACUUAGUGUCUCAGAAGAGAGAUGAGGAAAGUAAUUACAAACAAAUACCUAUAACCCAUAACGAAAAUCUCACUGAGAAGGGAGAUCAAUAUGUUAGAAGUGUUGCAGGAAUCAAGCCUAUUGAAAAUAGGCUGGCAUUAAGCUUUUGGGUUGAACUGCAUAUAUUUAAAAGUGAAGAGAAGAUUGAUGAAUUUAUUCAAGUGGACAAAGAUAUCAGGAGUAGUGCCUCAUUUUCACCACUUGAAGGAACUUCUUCUAGUGUGCAAACCAACAUUUCUAAUACAUAUGCGAGUGGUUUUAUGCAUCCUUCAGUAGUGACACAAGAACAGGAAGCACACAGGGAAAGAUCUUACACAUGUGAUCUGUGUGGCAAAACCUUCCUUCAGGGAUCGUACCUCAAAAGACAUCAGAUCUUCCAUACAGGAGGGAAAGUACAUAAAUGUGAUGUAUGUGAAAAAGUCUUUACUCACAAUUCAUACCUUGCAAGUCAUCAGAGAACUCAUACUGGAGAGGAACCUUACAAAUGUAAUGUGUGUGGGAAAAUCUUUCCUUACAGCUCAGAACUUGAAAGACAUCAGUUUCUCCAUACAGAAGAGAAAUUACAUAAAUGUGAUGUAUGUGAAAAUGUCUUUAUUCGAAAUUCAUUCCUUGUAAGAUAUCAGAGAAAUCAUAAUGGGGAGAAACCUUAUAAAUGUAAUGAGUGUGGCAAAUUCUUUAAUCAAAAGGCAUACCUUACAAAGCAUCAGAGAGUUCAUAAUGAAGAGAAGUCUUACAAAUGUAAUGUGUGUAGCAGGGUCUUCAAUCGAAAUUCAAAUCUUGAAAGUCAUCGGAGAAUUCAUACUGGAGAGAAACCUUACAAAUGUAAUGACUGUGGCAGGUUCUUUUCUCAAAAGCCAAACCUUGGAAAGCAUCAGAGAGUUCAUACUGGAGAGAAGCCUUACAAAUGUAAUGAGUGUGGGAAAAUAUUUCAUUACAGCUCAAAACCUGGCAGACAUCAAUUUCUCCAUACAGAAGAGAAAUUACAUAAAUGUGAUGUGUGUGAAAAUGUCUUUCCUCAAAAUUCAUUACUUGCAAGAUAUCAGAGAAAUCAUACUGGGGAGAAACCUUAUAAAUGUAUUGAGUGUGGUAAGUUUUUUAGUCGAAAAGCACACCUUAAAAGUCAUAAGGGAACUCAUACUGGAGAGAAACCUUACAAAUGUAUUAAGUGUGGCAAGCUCUUUAGUCGAAAAAGUAACCUAACAAGACAUCAGAGAAUUCAUACGGGAGAGAAACCUUACAAGUGUAUUGGGUGUGGUAAGUUCUUUAGUCGAAAAGCACACCUUAUAAGACACCAGACAAUUCAUACUGGAGAGAAUCCUUACAAAUGUAAUGAGUGUGCCAAGGUCUUUAGUGAAAAAUCACACCUUGUAAGUCAUCAAAAAGUUCAUACCGAGAGAACUGAUACAAAUGUAAUGAGUUUGGCAAAACCUUUUAUCACAUCUCAGCCCUCACUCAACACCUGAGAAUCCAUACAGGACAGAAAUUAUAUUGGGCUGCCCAGAAGGUUCAGUUUUUUCCGUAAGAUGGCUCUAGGAGCACUUAGUCAUCUUUAACUUCAUUCAAACAAUUUUGUUAGAUUUUAUGUGACAGCUGCGAUAUCAGCGUGCAUUUUAAAAAAAGACAUCAAAAUUGGUGAAUUUUUGUGUAGCCAUUUUAAUAUUGAAGAUGGAAGGAAAAAAGCAACAUUUUCAGCAUAUUACUCUUCAUUAUUUCAAGAAAGGUAAAAACGCACCCGAAACGCAAAAAAAGAUUUGUGCAGUGUAUGGAGAAGGUGCUGUGACUGAUCGAACGUGUCAAAAGUAGUUUGCGAAAUUUCAUGCUGGAGAUUCCUCACUGGGUGAUGCUCCACAGUCAGGUAGACCAUUUGAAGUUGAUAGCAAUCAAAUUGAGACAUUAAUUGAGAACAAUCAACGGUAUACCACGUGGGAGAUAGCCGACAUACUCAAAAUAUCCAAAUCAAGUGUUGAAAAUCAUUUGCACUAGCUUGGUUAUGUGAAUUUCUUUGAUGCUUGGGUUCCACAUAAGUUAAGUGAAAAAAAAAACCUUCUUGACCGUAUAUCUGCAUGCGAUUCUCUACUUAAACAUAAUAAAAAGUUCUGUUCUUAAAACAAAUUGUGAUGGGUGAUGAAAAGUGGAUACUGUACAAUCAUGUGGAAUGGAAGUGAUCAUGGAGCAUGUGAAGUGCACCACGACCAACCACACGGACGGCUAGUCUUCAUGCAAAGGUGAUGUUGCGUCUACAGUGGGAUUGGAAGUCCUCUAUUUUGAGCUCGUUCCAGAAAACCAAACGAUUAAUUCCAACAAGUACUGCUCCCAGUUAGACCAAUUGAAAGCAGCACUCCAUGAAUAGCAUCCAGAAUUAGUCGACAGAAAACGCAUAAUCUUCCAUCAGGAUAACGCAAGACCACAUGUUUCUUUGAUGACCAGGCAAAAACUGCUACAGCUUGGCUGGGAAGUUCUAAUUCAUCCGCCAUAUUCACCAGACAUUGCACCUGUGGAUUUCUGUUUAUUUCGGUCCUUACAAAAUUCUCUUAAUGGAAAAAAUUUCAAUUCCCUGGAAGACUGUAAAAGGCACCUGGCACAGUUCUUUGCUCAAAAAGAUGAAAAGCUUUGGGAAGUUGGAAUUAUGAAGUUUCCUGAAAAAUGGCAGAAGGUAGUGGAACAAAAGGGUGAAUAUGUUGUUUAAUAAAG